Molecule: messenger RNA, 339 nt
Organism: Eucalyptus grandis
Lineage: Eukaryota; Viridiplantae; Streptophyta; Magnoliopsida; Myrtales; Myrtaceae
Exons: 1
Coding region: 1-339 (112 amino acids)
Source: RefSeq, a predicted model, not a curated record
AUGGAGUCUGAACUUACUGCACUCAUGGAGAAUCAUACUUGGGAUGUUGUUCCCUUACCACCGCAUAGAAAACCGAUCGGGUGUAAAUGGGUUUACAAGAUCAAGUUCAAAUCAGACGGUUCCAUAGAACGCUACAAGGCUAGGUUGGUAGCCAAAGGCUUCACUCAAAGAGAAGGUUUCGAUUAUCACGAGACAUUCUCUCCAGUUGCGAAGGAAGUUACCGUCCGGUCUUUUUUGUUUAUUGCAACCAUACGCAAUUGGUCCUUACAUCAGAUGGACGUCCAUAACGCCAUCCUUCAUGGUGAUUUAGAUGAAGAGAUCUACAUUGACCUUCCUUAA